UGGUCUGUGAAAGUUGGAUUAGAAGGAGGCUAAGGAUGAAGCAGAGCUCUCUAUUCACUAUUGCGUCUCUGAAAUUUGCUAAAAGCAGUACAACUCCAUAGCCGCUUGCUUUCUGCUUGUAUCAAUAUGAAUGCCGUUUUAGCAGUUUGUAAUAUAGGUAUAGUAGAGCCCAUUUCCACUUCUCUAAUUUCAACCUUCCCCGUUUGGCGGCCCAAAGCUUCAAUCAUUCGUUUCAGAAGAAGAAGAAGAAGGUACCCUAGCAUCAGAUUGCUCGCUCGAGCAUCUCUGGCAACCGAGCCAGUGGAAGGCCAAGCUCCGUCGCCAUCGGAAUCGGAAUCUGUUGCUCGUCGCCUCAUUCUGCUUCGUCAUGCCGAGAGUUCCUGGGAACGUCCUUCCCUGCGAGAUCAUGACCGCCCUCUGAGUAAAGCUGGACAAGCCGAUGCUGUCAUAGUUUCUUACAAGCUCCAACAGUUGGGUUGGAUCCCUCAACUCAUUCUUUCUAGUGAUGCAGUGCGAACGCGGGAGACGCUUAAGAUAAUGCAGGAACAAGCCCCAGCAUUUCUUGAUGCUGAGGUGCGUUUUAUUUCAAGCUUUUAUUCCAUUGCUGCAAUGGAUGGGCAGACUGCUGAGCAUCUUCAGCAGAUUAUCUGUAGAUAUUCAAGGGAUGAGAUACUUACGAUAAUGUGUAUGGGACAUAAUAGAGGAUGGGAAGAGGCUGCCUCAAUGUUCACAGGUGCCUCUGUAGAAUUGAAGACAUGCAAUGCUGCUUUGCUUGAAGCUACUGGAAAAACUUGGGAAGAGGCAUUUGCAUUGGCAGGACUCGGUGGGUGGAAGCUUCAGGGCAUAGUGAAACCAAGUAGUAGCCUAGAGAAGUUUUGAAUGCUAGUACUAGUAACGACCCAACACCCCAAUAUCAUCCGCCUUCCAUCCCCACCCCAAAAACAGAAAAAAGACAUUUUCUUUACUAGCUAUUGUUGGUUCAACUGUUCUAAACCACCUCAUUCCAUUUUCAACUGUUCUAAACCACCUCAUUCCAUUUUCUCCUUUUCCGAGUCUUCCAUGAAUGUAGGUUAUAAGUCAGAAUGAACCUUUCGCAUUCUGCAAAGUUGGGAACGAUGGUAAACCAAAGCUUAGUUACUAAAGAUAACAUCCCCGUCUGCUUGCAGUCAUUUGUUGUAAUAAAUUGGAGAUCUUGGUGAAGACUUUGCAAGGCCAACAUUGAGUAGGAACCUUCUUUGUGCCAGGGAUGAGGCAUCCUAUCUCAACAAAGGACAUAGACAGAAUUGCUAAUUGAAGAACCAAGCAAGAUUAAUGUCAGAUUAUUUGAUUCCACUGCUUCCCGUUCUAUAGAAGAGAUCAUGACUUGCAAUUGGUUCAAGUGCUAGGAUCUCCCUGCUUCAUUGUAUGUCUUGAUUUAUCUAACUAUUGAGAUGACAACUUGAAUGCAUUCACUGUAUAUACCUACCUGGAUGCUUUUAUUGAAUGCUAAACCCCUAUAAUGAGAAGAUAUGCAUCUUUGUAAA
Molecule: messenger RNA, 1523 nt
Organism: Juglans regia (Persian walnut)
Lineage: Eukaryota; Viridiplantae; Streptophyta; Magnoliopsida; Fagales; Juglandaceae
Exons: 5
Coding region: 127-879 (250 amino acids)
Source: RefSeq, a predicted model, not a curated record